AUGACUGAUGGAAGGAUCUACGUGGGAAAUCUUCCAAUAGACGUCCAGGAGAGGGACAUAGAGGAUCUCUUCUUCAAAUAUGGAAAAAUUCGGGAUAUCGAACUAAAGAAUAACAGGGGAACCAUCCCUUUUGCUUUUGUUCGCUUCGAAGAUCCACGGGAUGCAGAAGAUGCUGUCUAUGGAAGGAAUGGAUAUGGAUUCGGUGACUCCAAGCUUCGUGUAGAAUACCCUCGCUCCUCUGGUGCCAAAUUUAGUGGCCCUAUGGGAGGCGGAGAAAGAGGCGAAGGAGGGGGUCCUAAGGGGAGGUUUGGGCCUCCAACUCGGAGAUCUGAGUUCCGGGUGAUAGUGACUGGCUUGCCCCCAUCAGGGAGCUGGCAGGAUCUUAAAGACCACAUGCGUGAGGCAGGGGAUGUGUGUUUCGCCGACGUGCAGCGGGAUGGUGAAGGGGUGGUGGAGUUUGUCCGUCGGGAGGACAUGGAGUAUGCCCUGCGCAGACUGGACAGGACUGAGUUCCGCUCCCAUCAGGGGGAGAUGGCAAACAUUCGUGUCCACGGAGAACAUGGUGCCAGUUAUGGUCGCUCGCAGUCCCGCUCCAGAUCUCCCCGGGGGCGUGGCUACUCACCACCUCCUUACAAAAGCAGAGGGUCCCCUCCACAGCGCUACCAGUCACCUCCACGGCGCCAUGUGUCCCGCCAUAGCCCCCCAGCGAGGCGACACCCAGUAACACACCACAGCCCACCCCCACGCCACUAUCGGUAGACCAGCCAGCCAUUCACAAGAGGGCACUGAUGAUUAGGGGCAGUUUAAUUAUGUUUUGUUUAUACCAGAUCUCCUCCCUGACACACACAAAUAAUUGUCCCCCUUUUGCUUGCUAUGUGCAUUCCAUGGUCAGUCACCCCUGCCUUCUUGUUGGCCUUAAUAUGGUUGAUUUAUUUUCCUGUUGAUUGAUGUAAACUUCAGUUCCCUGUGUCAGCGCACUGUAUUGAGCUGAGUUCUGAUGUCUGGUGAGACCAUGUGUUAACUUGUCAAUUUACUGGUCUUGCUGCUCUAGGUCAUGUAUGAACAUGAUCCAUUUGUGAUGAAGACUGCCCUGAGUGUGACUCUCAACAAAAACUAAAUGUGAAGAUCUGCCUGCAAUGUCUAUUUUUAAAUGAAUUGUAAGUGUGGACCUCCAAGUGUCUGAAUACCUUUCGGAAAUUGUUUGAUUGUAAUCUGCUGGUAAACCUGAAAUCCUUAAAUUUGUUUUAUUUUAAAUAAAUGUCACUUUUUAAUCA
Messenger RNA from Oncorhynchus nerka (sockeye salmon), 1274 nucleotides. RefSeq names its product serine/arginine-rich splicing factor 9-like. The record is from RefSeq and is a predicted model, not a curated record. Gene Ontology annotation, molecular function: mRNA binding. Lineage: Eukaryota; Metazoa; Chordata; Actinopteri; Salmoniformes; Salmonidae. The coding region runs from base 1 to 759 and encodes 252 amino acids. Gene Ontology annotation, cellular component: cytoplasm; nucleus. The transcript has 4 exons.